CCAUUUUACUUCCAAGACUACCUCACGUACCGAAAUGUAAAUAUUUUGACUCGUCUGCUCACAAUUUUGUCAAUGAAUGAGUUCACAUUUUGCUGACUGCAUGCAUAGACCACCUUCAAUGUCAAUGGCAUUUAUAUGAAAAUAAAUUGUGAACUAUAAAAUGACACAAAUUUAAAUUAUUUUCUUCAUUUGUACAUCAGCAGUUUUUGGACUAAGAAGAAGAAAUAAAAAAAUAGUGGAAAAAAAUUCAAAAAUAACCUCAAAAUUUUCUAGAAUGUCAAAGCUAUCGCUCCUGCUCGCUGCAGCAACUCUAGUCACAAUCACAUCAGCCUACCAGUUUCCACCACUCCCACAACUUCCAACAAGCCUCUUAACACCAGAAGCUCGUCAACUUCUCUCAACACCAGACAUCAAAUGGAGCGGCGCUGAAUUCUCAUGGCCAUGUGGAACCACCAAAGCUCUACUCAAAAACUCUGGCAAAUUCAUCCCUAAAAACAUCAUCGCUACUCGUGCUCAGAUUUCACGUGAUAAUGUCUUCUUUGCCAUGCCUCGAUACCGCAAAGGAGUUCCAGCCACACUUGUAAAGACAAAACUAAGACGCGGUGCUUGUUCAGUGUCAUUUGAGCCAUUCCCGUGCUGGUCGAUGCAAGAAGAAGGAAAAUGCUCAGCUUUACAGUCUGUUGUUGACAUUGUGCUUGAUGGAAGUGACAUUUUAUGGGCUUUGGACACUGGAGUUGUUGGUACACUUGAGGAUGAUCCAGUUCAAUAUUGUCCACCAAAGAUUCUUGCAUUCAACGUCAAAAAUGGCAAAUUAGCCAAGACGAUCACAUUUGAUGGACUUAUCAACAAAAAUUCAAGGUUGCAAUACUUAGCUGUUGACUAUGGACGCGAUGGACGUCCAUUUGUUUAUGUUUCUGAUGCAGCUGCACGUGCUAUAAUUGUUUAUGAUGUUCAAGCUAGUCGUGGUUAUCGAGUGAUGUUGCCAAAAGCUGUCAGUGAAGGUUGUGGCAAGAAAGACGUUUUGUACUUGGCAAUGACAAGAAAAUCUUGCGGAACUUCCACUUUGUUCUUUACUUAUUUGUGCUCCAAGAAGUUGUUCUCGAUUCAGACUGAUUAUUUGAGAGAUGGAAGGACAAAUGGAAAGAUUGAAGAUGCUGGAACCAAAUUAGAGAAAAUGGUCAUUAUUGGAACUGACAAUGGUUGUGCUAUAUUCUUUAGACAUGAAGGUCACCCAGAAGUCUACCGAUGGGACACAAACACAGCAUUCCAGCAAGUCAACUUCAAGCCAGUCUACAGAAGUGAUUCGUGUCAAUUAGCAACGCAUGCAGUAGCUGAUUAUAGACAUUCAAGAAUGCGAGUUUUGGAAAGUAAUUUCCCAGAUUAUAUUCAAGGAAAAGUUGGAUGUGGGGCUGUGCAGCAGUUGACUGUUAUGGAAGGAUGCUUUUGAAGUGUUUUGUGGAUGUUUUUGUAAAUUUGAGUU
Molecule: messenger RNA, 1480 nt
Organism: Chironomus riparius
Lineage: Eukaryota; Metazoa; Arthropoda; Insecta; Diptera; Chironomidae
Source: the annotation of a GenBank genome assembly